UGCUGCGCCCGCCGAUAGCGCCAACUGCACGCGGUAUGCGCUGUGUCUCGGAGCACAGCACGGGUGCCAUACAAAAAGGGAGAGAGAAAGAGAGGAGCUGUGCCUCGGCCUGUUGUAUUACGAUUGCGAUUCGCGUGCAACAUGUAAUCGCGACGGCAAGGUAAUCAGAGGAAACACUCGGCACAUCCGGUGGGAUAAAUUACCUGCUUCCAGGGGUGGGGUCCGAGGGAUCGCUGUCACUCGCAUUUAAUCAACAACACAGUUGACAGGUGAUGUCGAUCGCGUGAGAGGAUCACGAUCGAGCAAACGCCGCGGCCAUGGCCCGACCCAUCGUGCCGAGCCAGCAGAAGCUGGCCGAGAAGCUGAUCAUCCUGAACGACAGGGGUACAGGUAUGCUGACACGAAUCUACAAUAUCAAAAAGGCAUGCGGCGACGCCAAAUCGAAGCCCGCCUUCCUCUCCGACAAGGCGCUGGAGGGCUCCAUCAAGACGAUCGUCAGGAAGUUUCCCAACAUCGACAUAAAGGGUCUGCAGACCAUCAUGAAUAUACGUAAUGAAAUUAUUAAGUCUCUGUCAUUGUACUACUACACGUUUGUCGACCUGUUGGAUUUCAAGGACAACGUGUGCGAGCUUCUGACUACUAUGGAUGCGUGCGGCGUCCACAUGGAUAUCACAAUCAAUUUCGACUUGACCAAAGGAUACUUGGAUCUCGUGAUCACGUAUGUCAGCCUGAUGAUUCUCUUGUCACGAGUCGAGGAUCGCAAGGCGGUGCUGGGACUCUUCAACGCGGCUCACGAGAUGGUGCACAGUCAAUCAGAUCCUAGCUUCCCUCGUUUAGGUCAGAUGAUCAUGGAUUACGAUGCUCCAUUGAAAAAACUUUCCGAAGAAUUUGUGCCACACUCCAAAUUGCUGAAGAACGCCCUGACUUCAUUGUGGCCUGUGUAUCCUGGUAGAAACUUGUCCGCCGACACGUGGAGGGCCGAUCAAAAGCUGAGUCUCGUUGGCAGUCCUGGCCAGAUACUAAAAGCAGCGGCGACGGAUACAAUGUCCUGCGAAACGUUGAGUCUGGAUAGAAUCGAAAGAUGGGUGAUACUUGGAUUUACACUCUGCCACACGUUCUUGAGUCAAGAGCAGCCAAGCAAACUGUGGAUCACUGCUCUUGAAUCUGGUUGGGUAUUGGCGUUGUUUAGAGACGAGGUAAUCUACAUACACCAGUAUAUUCAAACCUUCUUUGAGAGUAUGAAAGGCUAUGGCAAGAGAGUGUCGGAGGUAAAGGAAUGUUACAAUCAGGCAGUACAAAAGGCUGGUUACAGGCACAGGGAGAGAAGAAAAUUCUUGAGGACUGCACUGAAAGAAUUAGGUUUAAUUUUGACAGAUCAGCCUGGUCUUCUCGGACCGAAGGCGCUACUAGUGUUGAUGGGCCUUUCCCAUGCGAGAGACGAGGUACUAUGGCUGCUGAGGCAUGGAGACAAUCCGCCUACUCAAGGUAAAAGCAAGGGACGAGGUGGCGAGGAUCUGGUGGACCGUCAGCUGCCGGAAUUGCUCUUCCAUUGCGAGGAAUUGCGAGCACUAGUAAAGAAAUAUUCUCAAGUGCUUCAAAGGUAUUACGUCCAGUUUCUUGCGGGAUUUGACGCCCCUGCUCUACACCAGAUGAUACAGAAUCUCCCAGUCUGCCCAGAGGACGAGGGAGCUAUUCUUAGUGAUAUGUGUUCAACUAUAGCUAGUCUGACCGUGAAGCAGGUCGAGGAUAAUGAAUUGUUUGAUUUCCGUGCCUUCCGACUGGAUUGGUAUAGGCUGCAGGCCUACAUGUCUAUCGCGAAAUGCAAUAUGAAUCUGGCUGAUAAUAGAGAAUUAGCCUCCUUCAUGGACACAGUAAUCUUCCACGCGAAAAUGGUGGACAAUUUGGAUGAGAUGUUGGUCGAAACGUCUGACUUGUCCAUUUUCUGCUUCUAUAGCAAGAUAUUCGAGGAUCAGUUUCACAUGUGUCUCGAGUUUCCUGCUCAGAAUCGAUACAUCGUCGCCUUCCCGCUCAUAUGCAGCCACUUCCAGAGUUGCACUCACGAGCUCUGUCCGGAGGAGCGUCAUCACAUUCGCGAAAGAAGCCUGUCCGUCGUCAACAUGUUUCUGGAUGAGAUGGCUAAAGAAGCUAAGAACAUUAUCACGACUAUUUGCGACGAGCAAUGUAACAUGGGCGACAAACUAUUACCGAAACAUUGCGCUCUGUUAAUUUCACAAGUUGUUAAUCGGAAGAAAAAAGAUAAGAAUAAGAAGAAUAUGUACGAGAUUCAUAAGCCUGGUAUAGAGAGCUACCGGAAGACCCGGGAGGAGUUAACAACGAUGGACAAGUUGCACAUGGCUCUCACUGAGCUAUGCUAUGCUAUUAAUUAUUGUCCCACUAUUAAUGUCUGGGAGUACACGUUCGCGCCGAGAGAGUAUCUGCAUCAACAUCUAGAGUCGCGAUUCGCUAGGGCGCUAGUAGGAAUGGUCAUGUACAAUCCGGAUACCAGUGAGAUAGCUAAACCGUCAGAGCUCUUUGUCAGCGUCAGAUCUUACAUGAACGUCCUUCAGACCAUCGAAAAUUACGUGCAUAUAGAUAUCACACGCGUCUUUAAUAACGCCUUAUUGCAACAAACGCAGGAACUGGAUAGUCACGGUGAUAAGACUAUAGCCGCACUGUACACGCAAUGGUAUUCGGACGUUCUGCUGAGGCGAGUUAGCGCCGGUAAUAUUUGUUAUUCGGCGAAUCAGCGGGCAUUCGUUAGCUUGUCGGUCGAAGGUGCCAUACCUUUCAAUGCCGAAGAAUUCUCCGAUAUUAACGAGCUAAGGUCAUUGGCGGAAUUAAUAGGACCGUAUGGUAUGAAGAUGUUGAACGAAAAUCUGAUGUGGCACAUCGCCAGCCAGGUGCAACAGUUGAAAAAACUGGUGGCUGGCAACAAGGACGUGUUGAUCGCUCUGAGAACGAAUUUCGACAAGCCGGAGGUGAUGAAGGAGCAGUUCAAGAAGUUGCAACAUGUGGACAACGUUCUUCAACGAGUUACUAUAAUAGGCGUAAUUCUCAGCUUCCGACAAUUGUCACAGUCGGCACUGGUCGACGUGCUAGAGGAACGUAUACCGUUUUUGCUGAGCUCUAUAUUGGACUUCAGACAUCAUUUGCCAUCCGGCGAUCCUAUGCGAGUCGUUUCCGAAAUGACGUCGGCUGCAGGUUUGACCUGCAAGGUCGAUCCCACUUUGACAACCGCACUACGAAAUCAAAAAGCUGAGGUCGACGAGGACGAGCACCUGCUCGUUUGCCUGCUGAUGGUCUUCGUGGCGGUCUCCAUUCCGAAAUUGGCUCGGAACGAUAACUCCUUUUACAGAGCGUCGCUCGAGGGCCACUCCAACAACAUACAUUGCAUGGCAACGGCAAUAAACAAUAUAUUCGGAGCGUUAUUCACGAUUUGCGGACAGAACGAUAUAGAAGAUAGGAUGAAGGAAUUUCUCGCUCUGGCCUCGUCAAGCUUGUUAAGAUUAGGCCAAGAAGUGGACAAGGAGACAACUCGAAACAGAGAAUCCGUGUAUCUUCUGCUCGAUCAGAUAGUUCAAGAAUCGCCAUUCCUGACGAUGGACUUACUGGAAAGUUGUUUCCCGUACGCACUGAUACGCAAUGCAUAUCACGAUGUGUAUAAGCUCGAGCAUUCGCAGCCGUAAAUUUAAGGACAAAAUUGCGAGUGAGAACAGGGUGCUGCAUUUAUAACUUGCCACUCAGGGCCACUUUUUUACGUCUACUUGUAACAUCGGGGG
This is a messenger RNA of Monomorium pharaonis (pharaoh ant), 3779 nucleotides long. RefSeq names its product membrane-associated protein Hem-like. Gene Ontology annotation, cellular component: SCAR complex. The record is from RefSeq and is a predicted model, not a curated record. NCBI's taxonomy places the organism in Eukaryota, Metazoa, Arthropoda, Insecta, Hymenoptera, Formicidae. Gene Ontology annotation, biological process: cell migration; neuron projection morphogenesis; cortical actin cytoskeleton organization.